AUGUUACGACGCUUUGCCCUCACGUCGAGCGUGGCGCUGCGUUUGCGGUUCGAGCGGGACUCAGGACACAACACCGUGCGCUAUAGACCAAUACCGGAGAGCAUGCAGCCCAAACAUCUGGAAGACAACUUUACUCCCUUUCCUCUGCCGAAGUUCGACGAAAGCUUGGAGUACGGGCCCGUAAGGUUGCGGAACAUUCCCGACAUUGAGGCGGCGAAGGAGCGGCGGCGUGGGAGUAGGUUGGCCGCUACUGAGGUUUUGCUGCAGGAAACCUUACAAGAAGAGAAUCAAUUUGCCACCAGUGGCAAAGGGGACGGUAACAUGGCAAUAGCUAUCACAGAGAGACACACCGAGGAUGUUACAACCCCGGCAGCGGAUUCAAGGUUUCCAUCACAAACGAUGAGUCCAUGUUCUCAUGAGGAGGAGAUGAGGGGCUACGUAGUAUCAAGAGAUUACCCUUUGAUAGAUCGUCUGCAUUGCACGCGUUCUAUUGAGGAGCUUGUGGCCCAGUUUGAAGAUCGUCCGCAAAUAGAAUCGCGGGUGGCGGCUCUAGCGGACAUGGCUUCCACUGUGUCCUUCCGCAGCGAUGAGGAGCUGUUACGGAUGUUCACAGCCAUUAGUGCCCCUUUUUCUGUGGACGGACGGGGACUUAAUUUCCUAACCGUGAAGGUUUCCAAGUUUGGCAGGCCGUACUACGUCCCCAAUUCUCUACUUCCUGCCUACGUCAACCUGGUGGACGCGACAACAAUAGCGUUGGUGCGGGAGCAACCGUGGCGACUGUCUGCUAGUCCAGCAUUGUUCAUCCAGGUACUUCAGUUCAUGGCACUUAUUAAAGUGUUUGAACCAAAUAAAUGGUUCACGUUUUCCGAUCAUGCCCCUUCCAAUCGGGCUGAUUACAGACAUGCGAUAGGGGUUAACCACUCCACAGCGUUCUGGGGAACCGGGGAGGAGCUUUAUGAUUUCAUGGUGGAACUAUUGCGAGUGGAGGAUGACGGCCGGAUCCCUACAAUGCUUGAUUUGUGUACUAGGGAGCAAAUGGUUGACCUCCUCAGUGGGUUUUGUGGGGUGAUGCCCGGCGGAAAGGCUGUUGGUGAUGUUUUUAAGACCAUAACAGACGCCUUUCUUCGCCGCGUGCGCAAUGACAUUUCGGGGUCGUGGGGUGCGCAUGACUGGGCCAUCGUGGAGCGCAUGUAUCUCGUAACUGUGUUGUGCGACGCGGGUAACAACGAAAUUCUGCAGCUCCUUUUGUCGGAUACAGCGUCUCCCCGUGGUCCAGACUUCUUUGCCGCUGUUUCCCGCACUAAGGAUACUCCCACAAAGAAGAGAGCGCUCUGUUUGUUGCAGGAGGCCAUUGACAAUGCUUCUGUGAAGGCUGAUAAAGUUACCCUUUUAGGCCUACUAGAGAGUGGCUCUGAGUUUCUCCUUUCGUUGGUUGACAAAGGGGUGGCUCAUACGUUUGCCACACAGAAUUUGUUUGACUACCGCAUUUUGAAUUCCUUUCUUCACUGCUCUCUUGUGGCCGAUCGCCUGCGUGUGGAACAGUCUGUGAUUACCUCGCGCAUUCCUUCGUCGUUACGUGAUGUGCAGGUACAGAUGCUUAUGAGCAACGAGAGAAAUGCUUUGAACCCUUUGACCUCAUCGCUCCCCGGGAACAGUGGAGCGAUUGCCACCGCUCCUAAACUGAAGCGCCCGCUCAUGACAAUGCUCUCUCAGCUAGAGUAUUUGAAUAGCAUUGACUCUGUGUUUAUUUUACACUCGUCCCUAAUGGCAACAUCGACCGAUCAGCUCGUGUCCGCCGUGCGGCGCCUGCCUAGCGGGAAGGACAGUUUGAUUGUCACCAUGUCGUGCCUGCGAGCACUUUCAGUGAAAUCCCUUACGAGCCCCAGCAUGAAGGAACGUAUUGCAUGCGCCCGCGCCCUCGAGAUAGUCAGCUACGAGUUGGAGAAGGGUCGCGCUGUUCUCCUUCCGUUUAGCGAGGAGAUACUUUUACAUGAUGCCGGUGCAUAUUGUGAUGAAGACCUUAUGCUUUGGACAGUUGCCGCGUUCUUGGCCCGUGAGUUGCCGUUAGUGAAGGUUCAUACGUUGAUGCACAGUAACUGCACUGCGCGCACCCCUUAUCGUUUUCUCAAAGGUGGACAUAAUCUACUAGUUUCAUCCCGCUCCCUCUAUGACAAGGGUGCGCCUUUACUGAGUUCACUUCACAGCAAGGAACUGAGGUUGGUGACUCAUAACGUUCGACUCAGGACACCGGUACGCGACCGUAAGUGCACCCUACAGUACUACAAUCCCAUACGUGCCCGUUUCGUGUAUCGAAGGGACAAACCACUCUUUGACAAGUAUCAUGUUACCGCGCGAAAUCUUGCUCCCGGAUUUAGUCGCGGUGCACUCAAACAUGACUGGCGUGCACUUGGCGUGUAUACUCCCGACCACCCGCAAGUGCCGUAUCACCCGCUUCAAACGUGGAUGCUGGGUGAAACAACCGUUGAGGCAGAGUAG
Molecule: messenger RNA, 2496 nt
Organism: Trypanosoma brucei brucei TREU927
Lineage: Eukaryota; Euglenozoa; Kinetoplastea; Trypanosomatida; Trypanosomatidae
Exons: 1
Coding region: 1-2496 (831 amino acids)
Source: RefSeq, a predicted model, not a curated record